This is a messenger RNA of Pelodiscus sinensis (Chinese soft-shelled turtle), 975 nucleotides long. NCBI's taxonomy places the organism in Eukaryota, Metazoa, Chordata, Testudines, Trionychidae. The record is from RefSeq and is a predicted model, not a curated record.
AUGGAAGGAAGAAACCAAACGCCCAUCGUGGAAUUGAUCCUUGUAGGUUUUGGGAACGAUCCUGAACUGCAGCCCCUCCUCUUCCUGCUUUUUCUAGUGAUCUACAUUGCAACUGUGGCUGGGAACCUGCUCAGCAUUGUGCUGGUAGUGGCUGAUCGACACCUUCACACCCCCAUGUACUACUUCGUGGCCAGCUUGUCCGCUGUGGAGAUCUGCUACGUCUCCACCACCCUACCCAGGCUGAUUGGCAGUCUGGUGACUGGGGACAGAACCAUUUCUCUACAGAACUGCCUUGUGCAAUUCGAAUUCUAUGGAAUCUUCACCACUGCCGAAACUCUGCUGCUCACGGCCAUGUGCUGUGAUCGGUUCCUAGCGAUCUGCCAUCCCCUCCGUUACCCUGCUCUGAUGACCAGCAGGGUGUGUGGCCACUUGGUGGCAGGGUGCUGGAUAUUCAGCAUUUCCUACACUGUGAUGGUACAAACAUUGAUGUUGCAAUUCACCUACUGUGGCCCCAAAGAAUUUGACCAUUUCUUUUGUGAUUUUGGAUCCGGUGUUCGGUUCUGUGGCGAGACCCAGACUCUGAUACUGCUGACAUUUGUUUUAUCUGUCACAAUAACUCUUGGGGUCUUUCUCUUUACCCUAUCAACCUACAUUUGUAUCAUCGCCACCAUCCUGAGAAUCCCUUCCAGCAGCGGGCAGCAAAAGGCCUUUUCCACCUGCUCCUCCCACCUCAUUGUGGUUGUAGUUUACUAUGUGAGCGGAUUUACAAUCUAUGUGCUUUUUUGGUUCUCGCUCCCCACGAUCCUGUACAAAAUAUUUUCUCUCAUGAUGACAAUCCUGAUACCUUUGAUCAAUCCUGUUAUCUACUGCCUCAGAAACAAGGAGGUCCAUCAGUUCCUGAGAAAAGCUGUUACAGAAUUGGUAGAUUUCACACACAGCAUGGAGUAUGAAAGGAGAAAUGUUGGUGUACAGUAA